Molecule: messenger RNA, 537 nt
Organism: Hirsutella rhossiliensis
Lineage: Eukaryota; Fungi; Ascomycota; Sordariomycetes; Hypocreales; Ophiocordycipitaceae
Exons: 1
Coding region: 1-537 (178 amino acids)
Source: RefSeq, a predicted model, not a curated record
AUGGAUCCGUCCGACGACCCGCGCGUCAACCGGCCCCCCAUGAGCGUCGAGGCCGGCCCGUCCAGAUGCCACAUGGAAACGUCCUUUUACAACAUCCUGCACUCGUCAGGCUUUGCCGAAUGGGCAGCGCGCGCCGAGGAGCAAAACGAAAGGCUGCGUACCGGCUCGUGGGCCCAGACCAAGGACCGUGACGCCGGCUCCUCCCCGUCGUCGGACAGCAAAUCCAGCGUCGAGUCUCCCUCGUCCGUCACCACCAGCACCAGCACCAGCACCAGCACCACCCGCUCCGCCCACAGACCAUCGAAAAGAGCAAGUCGGUCGCGGAAGCUCAAAGAGGCAGAGGGGAAGCCGUCCAAGACGCGGUCGACGCGCUCCAAGCGCAGCGACACCGUGGCCGAGGAGGAGGCCGAGGAAGAGGGAGACGGAAAGGACGGCAACCCGGCAGCCAACUUCGUCGCCCACUACUCCAACUACAGCUCCAUGGACGCCGAGCUCAACAUCCUGACCAAGCAUCUCAUGCAGCACGGAGGCUGCUAA